Molecule: messenger RNA, 1656 nt
Organism: Suricata suricatta (meerkat)
Lineage: Eukaryota; Metazoa; Chordata; Mammalia; Carnivora; Herpestidae
Gene: ARL6IP4
Product: ADP ribosylation factor like GTPase 6 interacting protein 4
Exons: 5
Coding region: 175-1140 (321 amino acids)
Source: RefSeq, a predicted model, not a curated record
UCGGAGCACCGCGCAGGCCGGAAGUCACCCCGCCGCCGCUUCCUCACGCGAAGGCGUGGCGCGGGUCGGGUGGUCCCGCCCGAUGGGUGGUUGAGGAGGCAACGGAGCAGCUGAGGGGACUUCCCCGAGGCGGCGAGGCCGCAGAGGCCGCGCGGGGUGGAAGCCCGCGGCGCUAUGGCUCACGUCAGCUCUCGAAAGCGCUCGAGGAGUCGAAGCCGGUCCCGGGGGCGAGGGUCGGAAAGGAAGAGGAAGAAGAGCAGUAAGGACGUCCCGUGGAGCUGCUCGGCUUCUAGAUCCCAAGACCACAAGGCCAGCACCAUCUCCUCUGGGGCGGAGGCCUCACCUUCUCCCUGCAUCACAGAGAGAAGCAAACACAAGGCCCGGAGGAGACCACGAUCCAGUUCCUCCUCCUCUUCUUCCAGUUCUUCUAGCUCUUCUUCCUCUUCGUCCUCCUCCUCUUCCUCCAGUGGUGGCCGGAAGAAGCGGGGGAAGCACAAGAACAAGAAGAGAAAGAAGAAGAAGAAGAAGAAAAGGAAGAAGAAGCUGAAGAAGAAAGGGAAGGAGAAGGCAAAGGUGCAGCAGGGUGAGGCCCUGCCGGGACCCUCGCUGGACCAGUGGCACCGGUCAGCUGAGGAGGAAGAGGAUGGCCCAGUCCUGACGGAUGAACAGAAGUCCCGCAUCCAGGCCAUGAAGCCCAUGACCAAGGAGGAGUGGGACGCUCGUCAGAGUGUCAUCCGCAAGGUGGUGGACCCGGAGACAGGACGCACCAGCAAGCUACCCGAGGGGAUGGCCUGGCCUUCCAGAUGCGAGCAGGGCUGCUGCCCUGAGGGCCCUGUGGCUGGGUGCUGGCAGCUCGGCCUGGAGGCUGGCUUCAGGGUGGGCCACGGGAAGCCCAGUGGGUGCUGUCUGCCUUCCCUCUUUUGGACUGGCCUGUGGCCGAGCCUCCUCUCAGACACAGGGGGUGAGGACAGGGUCACUGGCCUAAUCACUUCCUCCAUCUCCUGCAAGAGCACCACUUCCCAAAUAUUAAAUGGUCCGUGGUUGGAAACUUUGUCAGCUUUUUGUGCCGAAGGGAGGGAAGGUUGCCACCCAACUUCCAGAGGACAGACAAGGCCUCCUGGACUUCUGGGGGAAAGGUAGGGUGUGCCCUGGUGAGCACAGGCCACACCAGACCCCUUUGUCAGCUCAUCCUCAGGUCAGCCUGCCUAGACCAGACCCUGACCCUCAUCCCCAGCUGACUCCCAAACCCAGAGACUUGGCUCUUAAGCCCCAUCCCCGCAGACUUGGAGGGAGGCUGCCUCUGCAGAUGACCGCGGCGCAGAGUCCUGGUGUGGGGGUUGUGCGGCCGCGCGGCAGCCCUGGCCCGCAUUACUAGCUGUGACCUCUGUAAAGCAGAGGGGCUUUCAGCAUCCACCUUGCUGGGCUGCUGUGAGGGUGAACCGAGUUCAUGCCCAGGAAAGGGCUGGAAGGAGGCCCGGUGCAGGGUAAGGCUUGCCUAAGUGUGCUGGUGUUACAGCCAGUGUGGUGGGCAUUGUUUCCUGGGAAGGACGGCCUCUCCCCACCACAGCUUUAGCUCUGGGACCGGCCCCCACCCCAGAGCCCGCCCCCCAUCCUGUGCUCUGUGGUUGCUGGUGUAGUAAAGAGACCCAGAAGGAA